Molecule: messenger RNA, 825 nt
Organism: Striga hermonthica
Lineage: Eukaryota; Viridiplantae; Streptophyta; Magnoliopsida; Lamiales; Orobanchaceae
Source: the annotation of a GenBank genome assembly
AUGGGAAUCCUAUCGACGUUAUUCGAGUUCUUGUCGAUCUCUGCUUCAGUUUUUGUUUUGGGAUUGUUGGCGGCCAUUGUUAUGGCCGCCUACAGAAGAAAGUAUUGUUACAGCUGUCAGGCUGAAUCAACUCCUGUUAUAGAGGAUCCGACAUUGAAGCCGGUUGUUUGUCCUCAUAUUCGUGAUCCUGCUGAAAAAUACAUAUCUUUGAUCAUUCCAGCAUACAACGAGGAGCAUAGACUUCCAGGGGCCCUUGACGAAACCUUGAAGUAUCUUAAAGAACGCGAGGUGAAAGAUAAGUCAUUUUCAUAUGAGGUGGUGAUUGUUGAUGAUGGAAGUGCUGAUGGUACAAAAGGAGUAGCUUUUAAUUUCGUGAAGAGAUACACUGUAGAAAAUGUCAGAUUGAUCCCUCUUGGACGGAACCACGGGAAGGGAGAAGCUAUUAGAAAAGGCAUGCUCCACUCACGUGGUGAACUAUUACUAAUGCUUGAUGCUGACGGGGCUACUAAAGUGAGUGACCUCGAGAAACUUGAAAACCAGAUUUGUGCAGUUGCUGUCAAGGAACGGAAGUUUAGUGACUCUUCAACUGAUGGUAUAAAUUUAAGGAUCUCAGAUGUCCCCAUUGCAGCUUUUGGAUCACGUGCACAUUUGGAGGAGAAGGCUCUCGCAACAAGGAAAUGGUAUCGAAAUUUCUUGAUGAAGGGAUUCCAUUUGGUAGUUCUGUUGGCCGCUGGUCCUGGAAUUCGGGACACUCAGUGUGGUUUUAAGAUGUUCACAAGAGCUGCUGCCCGGAAGCUCUUCACGAACGUCCGCUUGAAAAGGUAA